Oryza brachyantha (malo sina) is the source of this 956-nucleotide messenger RNA. RefSeq lists its product as uncharacterized. The transcript has a single exon. The record is from RefSeq and is a predicted model, not a curated record. The coding region runs from base 2 to 799 and encodes 265 amino acids. NCBI's taxonomy places the organism in Eukaryota, Viridiplantae, Streptophyta, Magnoliopsida, Poales, Poaceae.
CAUGUUCACCGACGGCAUGUCGAGGCUGGCCGUGGGGGUCAGCCUCAUGGUGGCGCUCAGCCUCGCGCUGUUCCUCACCAUCGUGGUGCUCCUCCUCGCCGACCUCUUCUGCGCCCACCUGCGCCGGCGGCGGAUGCGCGCGGAGGAGGAGAUGCUGUCCCGGCGGCGCCCCAAGCUCGGGCUGGCGCUGUCCCCGCCGCGUGCCGCCACGGGCGACGAUGACGCGGCGUCGGUGGCGACGGCGACCACCACGGCGCACGAGGCGCUGUCCAGCACCCCGCCGUUCUACUACGCGCACGGCGUCAUGCAGGCGGCGGACACCAAGGACCUCCUCCUCGCGAUCCCCAAGCUGGAGUCCGCCGUGUGGAGGUGGUCGCCGGCGCGGCGCUCGUCGCUGUCCUCCAGCUCCUCCGCCAACAGCGACGACCGCUUCGUGUGCAUCUCCAACCCGGUGUACGAGCGGGGCGCCGCCCAGGCCGCGGCGGAGGCGGGCGGUGGUGCCGACACGCCGUUCGAGACGCCCGACGCCUCGCCGUCGCCGAUUGGGAUCACGGAGGAGGUGGAAGAGGAGGGCGAGUACUCGCCGCCUCUGUCCGUGAUGAGGAAGCUGCCGCCAUUGGGCGUCGUGGCGUGUCCCCCGCCAUCGAUGGGCUUCAUCGAUGGUCGACCGUCUCUGGGCUUCACUGAUGGCCGGCCAUCGCUGACGGCGUGGUCGGGGACGGUCACCGACACCAACCGCGCUUCCUCCUCCUCGUCCAAUCUGACUGCUCACUUCUUUUCUUCCUGGUCACCAAAGUGAUAGAUCAUCAUGUAUGCAAUAUGGUGGUAUUGAUGUAGCCGUAGCUUAGGAUGCAGUGCUUAUUUUUUAGCUAGAACUCGAUUAAUUCAUUGAUUUUUCUCUAUUUAAUCUGUUCUGUUGCAUGUACUUCGAUUUGCUGUGUUUCGCUGAUUUUAUG